AUGAUGGCAAAGAAAUGUUUCGAACCUGAGUGCAUGAAUGAGGUGGGCUAUGCAUGCAAAUACUCUUCUCCUGACACUUUAUCUUGUGAAGUGCAUGCUUUUGAGCAUAUAAACUUGCCUAAUAGAUCUCAUAAUCUUCAAGCAAUUUUUAUGCAGCCUUGUAAAGGGACAAACUUGCUUAACUGUCAAAUAAGUACUGUUUCUAAAGACCUCAACAGUAAACCCAAGGAAACAGAAAGCACUUUAAACGUCAUAGACACCUUAAGAAAUAAAACAGCUGAGAUAUUGAGUAGACCAAACAAUCCAGAAUUAGAGAUAGAUUUCAGAACAACUUGCUCAGCAAUUCAGAAGAAUCUUAGUCUUUAUGAUCCACCACUAAAGCAAGCAUGCCAAUAUUAUCUUAAAGCUUAUCAACACAAGACAUCUCUUUAUAAUACUACAAGAGAUUAUGAAAACAGCAGAACUAAUUUGAUCAUUUAUAACACUGAAACUAAAACUCAAGAAGUCAAAGUAUUCAAGACUCCAGAACUACUAGACUUAAGCACUUGCAUAACUCAACUUCCAAAUGGCAAGCUAUUCUGUUAUGGUAAAUAUAGAGUUUCUGGGAUUACAGUGCUAAUUGAUGUAAAUGGUGAUGUUAAAACACUACCAUCUGGAACAGAAUAAUCGUAGUUAUUUUUUAUCAAUUUAGUACUUUUUCUCUUGCUUUAAAUAUCUAAUAAAUUGAAACUUCAACUCAGAUAUCUCAAUCUAACAGAUCUUAAAAGAAAUCAGUAAGAAUUAGGACCCAUCUGGAACUCAUUGCGCUGAUUCAUCAUGUAUUCUGGCUUUAAAGAAUUAUUAUUGUAUAUGGAUAAUUUUUUGAAAUUGCAUAUUUAUGGGAUAAAUCAUAUUGUAUGUUCCCAAGCUGCGGUUCAUCUUAUAAGCAUCGAUAUUAUUAAGAAGAAAUUGCACAGCAGGAGAGUAAUAAAAGAUCUAAUAAUCUAUAUACCCAUUCCAUCUUUUCUCAAGCCCAAAAGAAAUUUAUAAUCCAUCUCUCCCAAAAGUUAAAAUUUUAUCAGGGACUGCAAUAAAACAUCAAGUGGCGUAUAUCUAUUUUAACAACAGCGUCUAUUGCUUUGGAGGAAAUGAUGAAAAUCGUUGUGCUUUAACUCUAUCUAGUAGAUUUGAUUUAAAUGAAAAUCGAUGAAUUCAAUUAAUUCCAAUGCCAAAAGCUGAUUAUUAUUGCAACAGUAUUAUAUUUAAUGGAAAUAUUUUGAUUUCUGGGUGGAAAAAUAGAAAUAUUUUGUUAUACUCAAUUGAUAUUGACUCUUUCUCGAUGAUUCCUUAUGAGUUUGAAGAGAAGAAAUGAAAGAUUCUGAUAAAUGCAGAGAGUUUGUAUUUGAUUGAAUGCCCUGGAUCAAUUUAUGAAAGCAAAAUUGGAAUUUAUUCUAAUUGGAGACGAAUUAGAAAAUCAAAAAUCAAUUGCAAUAUUUCUCAAGUGUAUUGCUCAUAUAAUAAAGGAGGAGUAUACAUCUCAACUAUUAGUCUGCAGACUAAACAAUAUUAUUAUUUUAAUUUAGAUCAAAAAAUCAUUAUUGAUGUUGCUUACUAUAAUAAACAUGUCGCACUUAGAAGAGUAGAUCAAAAGAUUGAAGCGAUAAAAUGAAAUAACCAGAAUUUUAAGCUCGAUCCUUAUUAUCUGGAUGAAUGAAAUCUAAAAGGCAAUACACUAUACAAUUUAGGGGAAAAUCUAGAAGUAAUCGAAGUGAAUGACGAAGCAAUCAAACUCAUUCCAAAGAGCACUUGCUUUUACUAUAAUAAAGCCAACGCUUAUAUGAAGUUAAAACGAUAUCUAGAAGCAAUUGAAUGCUAUGACGAAGUAAUUAAACUCGAUCCAGACUAUGCUAUAUAUUACAGUAAUAAAGGCAAUGCCUUUAAUAAUUUAAAAAGAUAUCCAGAAGCAAUCGAAUGCUAUGACGAAGCAAUCAAACUCAAACCAAAAAACGCUAGCUUUUACAAUGAUAAAGGCAACACUUUUUAUGAUUUAAAAAGAUAUCUAGAAGCGAUCGAAUGAUAUAACAAAGCAAUCGAACUCAAUCCAAACUAUACUAUAUGUUACAAUAAUAAAGGCAAUGCUUUUAAUAAUUUAAAAAAAUACCUAGAAGCAAUCGAAUGCUAUGAAGAAGCAAUCAAACUUGAUCCAACUAAUGCUGAUUUUCACUAUAACAAAGGAAAUGCUUUAAAUGAAUUAGGUAGAUAUCCAGAAGCAUUAGAAAGCUAUGAUGAAGCAAUCAAAAUCAAUCCAUAUAAGGCCAAGUAUUUAAAUGGUAAAGGUAAUACUCUUUAUGCUUUAGAGAGAUAUCAAGAAGCAAUGCAAUGUUAUGAUGAGGCAAUCAAACUUAAACCCAAUAAUCCUUUGCAUUUCUGCAACCGAGCAAGAGUGCUUAAUACUCUCAGAACAGAAGAAGCAGCUUUGCAGGAUUUUAAUAGGGCUUAUAAUUUGAAGGAAGAAAAAUCAAAUAAGUGGUGUUUUCUUUGGGGAUGAAUGAAGCCUUUCUGAAAAAGAUUUCAAAAUUAUUAA
Blepharisma stoltei is the source of this 2563-nucleotide messenger RNA. The record is from the annotation of a GenBank genome assembly. Lineage: Eukaryota; Ciliophora; Heterotrichea; Heterotrichida; Blepharismidae.